CGAGAGUAGUUUGAUCAUUCCGGCAUUGACGGUGGACGGUGUUUGGAGACUGUUCUGUUUACGGGCGGGGGCUGGACUGCUGACGACCCAGACGGAUAUGAACCGAAGGAAACCUCGUGGUUUAUCCCGUAAAAACGUGGAUAAAUAGGGCUGUUUGGAAACAGAAUGCGGGUCCGGAGCUGGCGUCCCCGCGGACCGCUGCUUCAUCCCCGGGGCAGCGUUCCUGCUGGCGGACACUUUCACCACUAACUGUCGCAGUUUGGGAACCAAAAUCCUUUUUGUUUUGGUUUAUUUAUUUAUUUUUUGUAUUAUUUUGUAAGAAGCCCGUUUGUUUUGCAUGCUUGGUCGCAACGACGGAGGAGGAAGCGACGUGGGCGGUGGAUGCUCGAUCUCCCCCGUGGGGGGUCGGGGGAGGAGGAACUGAAAUGGCUGAUGGUUGGCUGGAGUCGCGUGCUGGUGGUGUUACGUCCAAAGAGAUGCACCUUCCCAUCGGUUUGUCUGACGCGUGGACUCAUUUGAAAGAGCUGGGGUGUUGGCCGGAGGCGCCGUGAUGCACUGAGGGGGCAGGAUCUGCAUCGUCUGCAUCGUCUGCAUCGUCUGCAACAUGCGUAGCGCGGCCUCACGAGUGACGCUGCACGUUCACGCUGGGGAAAGAUGCUUCACUCCAACACUGCUGGGCUUCCAGAAGCUGGGAGGAUCAACUCCAGUGGCUGGGGGCUCGUUACGAGGCGUCUGAACCUGACGGAGGACGUCUCCAUGGCAACCGUGUCCCAGGACUCCUGGUCUCCGGCAGAGCCGGUCCCCCCGACGGGCCCGGCCCCGACGGGCCCCCCGGCCGUCAGCCUGCCUCUCCAGGUGUUCCUGUGCGUGGCCAUGGCCGCCAUCCUGCUGGUGGCCCUGACGGGGAACGUGGUGGUGUGUCUCAUGGUGUACCAGCGCUCGGCCAUGCGCUCCGCCAUCAACAUCCUCCUGGCCAGCCUGGCCUUCGCAGACAUGAUGCUGGCCAUCCUCAACAUGCCCUUCGCCCUGGUCACCGUGGCCACCACCAGCUGGAUGUUCGGAGACGCUUUCUGCCGAGUGUCGGCCAUGCUCUUCUGGUUCUUCGUGAUGGAAGGAGUGGCCAUACUGCUUAUAAUAAGCAUCGAUCGCUUCCUCAUCAUUGUUCAGAAACAAGACAAGCUGAGCCCGCAGAGAGCCAAGCUGCUCAUCGCCGUCACCUGGGGACUCUCUUUUGUUCUCUCCUUCCCCCUGGCGGUGGGCUCCCCGCCCCUGCACUUCCCCCCCAGGGCCCCGCAGUGCGUGUUCAACUACAGCGGCGAGCCGGGCUACCACGCCUACGUGCUGAUCCUCACGCUGGUCUUCUUCUUCGUGCCGUUCCUGGUCAUGCUGUACACGUUCCUGGGGAUCCUGAACACCAUCCGCCACAACGCCGUGCGCAUCCACAGCCACCCGGACGGCCUGUGCCUGAGCCAGGCCAGCAAGCUGGGCCUGCUCAGCCUGCAGAGGCCCUUCCAGAUGAACGUGGACAUGAGCUUCAAGACCCGCGCCUUCACCACCAUCCUCAUCCUGUUCUCGGUGUUCACCGUGUGCUGGGCGCCCUUCACCGCCUACAGCCUGCUCACCACCUUCAGCCGCGGCUUCUACCACAAGGACAGCUUCUUCCGGACCAGCACGUGGCUGCUGUGGCUGUGCUACCUCAAGUCGGCCCUCAACCCGCUCAUCUACUACUGGCGGAUCAAGAAGUUCCGCGACGCCUGCCUCGACCUGAUGCCCAAGUACUUCAAGUUCCUCCCUCAGCUGCCGGGCAACACCAAGAGGCGCAUCCAGCCCAGCGCCGUGUACGUUUGCGGCGAGCAUCGCUCCGUGGUUUGAAAUCCACUCUUACACACUGUUUUGAAAGGAGUCUAACCUGCCGGUAGCAGGGCCGGUUGUGUCACCAGGUUUUGGAUUGGACUUCACAGGAACUCAAGGCUGAGAGCAGCACUGCAACUCAAUGAGAAGAGCAGAGGUUGGUAGGUCUAAUCCAGAACGUCCAGGGCGAGGCCAAACCUGCACCAUUUGUUGUGGCUCGUACUCUCAGAGUGACGUCGUGAGGCCCGGGAGUUGUUUAAGUUACAACAUUGAACCCGUCUUUCAGCACCGAAACUUUGCAGAUCAUUUGAAGAAAAAAAGAAGCCAGAUGUGUCACAUAAAAGUAUGAAAAUACAGCUGUUUUAAAAUGUUUUCCAAAUGGAAUCCUUCAGGGAACGCCGGGUCGCUUGGACGACUGUCCUGCUUCUAGCUCGCAAGUUUAAUUCACGACGAUGUGGCAGAACGCAGUAAACCACCACGUAUCAAAGCAGCCUCGUUCCUCUAGGGCGGGGGUCGGCAACUCGCGGCUCUAAAGCCGCAUGCGGCUCUUUAGCGCCGCCCUAGUGGCUCCUGGAGCUUUUUCAAAAAUGUUUGAAAAUGGAAGUAGAUGGGGGAGGGAAAUAUAUUUUUGGUUUUAAUGUGGUUUCUGUAGGACAAAAAUGACACAAACAUUCUGAACAUUUUCCAAUACUGUAAAAAUGUGUAGAAUAAAUAUUACAUUUCAACAUUUCUGUUAACGAAGAUUUGUACGGAAGAGUAUCAGGGCCAUGCAGGAGGAAAGAUAUUUGAGAGGGGAAGAUGUGUUUUUUCAUUGUGCACUUUGAGAAAAAAGUCAAAAUGUCGAGAUUAAUGUUGAAAUACAAUUUCAAGAAUAAAGUCGAAACUUUGGCUUUUUUCUCAACAUUUCAACUUUUUUCUCGACAUUUUGACUUUUUUCUCAACAUUUUGACUUAUUUCUCGAAAUUGUACUUCAACAUUAAUCUUGACAUUAUGGCUUUUUUCUCGACAUUUCGGCUUUUUUUCUCGAAGGGCAUAAUGAAAAAAAAAUCUUCCUCCUCUAAAAUAUUAUUUUUAAUUUUCUCCUGCCUAAUACUCAUAGAUUUGCGUAACAAAAAGAGUCACAUGGAAAGACAUUAGCAUGCUACAUUAGCAGCCGAAGACCCAGUUAUUACUAAUAUAGAAACAUGCAGCAUGUGUUUUCUUCAUUCUAAGGCUUAUACAAGACUUUUAAUUUUUUGCGGCUCCAGACAUAUUUGUUUUUUGUGUUUUUGGUCCAAUAUGGCUCCUUCAACAUGUUGGGUUGCCGACACCUGCUCUAGGUGUUUCUGCACACAGUUUCUAGUUUCAAGUCUUCUUUCAGCUGUUUGACUGUAGUGAAGUUGUUCAGGUUGCAAAGCUGACUUAAGGAUAGUUUCUGUCCGGAGUUGGAAGGAACAGUCUUAGUGUCGUUAGAACGUUUGAGGAGAACUGCACUUGCUUGAACACCGGAGGACACGUGGAAACAGGGUGUUAGAAGUUGUUCUGAAUGUUUGCUUCACUGUGCUACUUUUAUCCUGUAAAAUUACACCUCUAUUCUCAAGUGAACGCUUAUUUCUUGUAAACUUGUGAUUCAUUUAUUUUUGUUCCCUCUCAUAAUUUAAGAUUUGUUUUUCCCUUCUUAGUGGCGUGAAAACUCUUUUGCAAAUAAUUUCUUCACUUGCUUGGGUUUUCUGCGCUGUGCAGUGAUUUAACCCUAACGGCCCGGAGGACGUGAGAGCUGGGGGGAGUGUGGACUAAGAUGAGACGGUUCAGCAGGAGAUUUGCACAAACAGCAGUACGGAAGUACGUUCGUAUCAGGGCAAGGCAAGAGAAAAUAAAAAUAAUAUUUUAGAGGAGGAAGAUUUUUUUUUUUUCAUUAUGCACUUCGAGAAAAAAGUCGAAAUGUUGAGAAAAAAGUCAAAAUUUGAAGACGAUAUUGAUUUGAAACACAUAUCACACUAUGCAGUUGCAUAACUUCAGAAACGUACCCUUAGUGGUAGCCUAGUGGUUACAGAGGAGGGCUGGAGUCUGGAGGACCCAAGUUCAAGCCCCUGGAUUGCAACCAAAGUCAACCCCUGAGCAAGGCCCUUAACCCUUACUGCUCCCCGGGCGCCGUGCCAUUGCAUGGCGACCACUGCUACUAGUUCAACUAGAAAAUGGGUUAAAUGCAGAGAAAGAAUUUCCCCAUUGUGGGAGUACUAAGGGAAGCUUUCUUUCUUUCUUUUUUCUUUCUUAACGUUCCACUCCAAGGAUGUAAGUUAGUUAGUUAGUUACGGCUGCUGCUGCAGAGCUGUCAGUCGCUCUAACUGGAUUUGAUGGACCAGAGGAGACAGUUACACUUUAUUCACCAAAUUGUAUUUCAACUUUAUUCUCGAAAUUUCGACUUUAUUCACGAAAUUUCGACUUUACAUGGUGUAUUUCAACAUUAAUGUCGACAUUUCGACUUUUUUUUUUCAAAAUUGUAUUUCAACAUUAAUCUCGACAUUUUGACUUUUUUCUCGAAAUUUUAUUUCAACUUUUUUCUCGACAUUUCGACUUUUUUCUCGAAGUGCACAAUAAAAAAAAAUCUUCCUCUAAAAUAUUUUUUCUCCUGCCUGGCCCUGAUACUCUUCCGUACAGCAGUGAAUCUGAGUGCAGAAAAGCCGUUUCCACUGGAGAAGCUGCUCUCACUCGCUAAUGUUAAGUGCAAUUGAACCUGGUUCAGCUGAAGCAGAAAGGACGAGGUGGAGAAGGAAAGGAAACAGAAACGGUGCCUUACAGAGAAACAUUGAAUCGCCAUGCCAACAGAUGUUAUUUUGGCAGCCUAAUCGUGAUAGACAGACAGCCGAACCCUGGAGUCCGCUCACGCUCCUGCACACCGGAAAUCUGCUUGUUGACUGUGCGGAGGAACUUUUGCAUGAUUUUAAAACCACAAAUCUCCUCCAGGAGCUAGUGCUGGGUGUGGGCUCUGCGACGCCUCGCUUCAGACUCGGGCCACCUCUUAUGUUCAUAUUUUGUAACCAAAUAUAUUACCAAACUUCCAAAAACAUUCAGCUAUGUAUUUGACCAAAUCAUGUGCCGUGGGUUUGCAUCUCAUUUUCUGUUUGGUCGUGUUGACUAGAAAUACACUGAGGCAUUAUUUUAAUGUCAUUUUAUAACAAAAACAACCUUUUUGAUAUACUUUAUUUUAGGAUUUGGAUGUUCAUUAGUCAAAAAAAAAAAGAAAAACUGCCAUCCCCCCUUUCCAUCCCUUAUGUCAUUUCAUCAAUGAAUGUGGUUUUACUGCUAUUUCAACAUUUAGAGUCAUCACCAGAAAAAUAACACCAGAAAAAUAACUUAUUUGACAAUUUUCACCCGUUUCAAGUAAAUUUUCACUUGACAGAAGUUUAUUUGAAUAUUAUAAAUUUAUCUUCUUAUUACAAACAAAAAAAUCUUGUUCCACUGGUAGAUUUUUCUACUUAUUCUAAGUGAAAAUCUACUUGAAACAGGUGAAAAUUGUUGUUU
Cololabis saira (Pacific saury) is the source of this 5352-nucleotide messenger RNA. RefSeq names its product G protein-coupled receptor 63 (gene gpr63). The transcript is spliced from 3 exons. The coding region runs from base 655 to 1872 and encodes 405 amino acids. Gene Ontology annotation, cellular component: membrane. The record is from RefSeq and is a predicted model, not a curated record. Lineage: Eukaryota; Metazoa; Chordata; Actinopteri; Beloniformes; Belonidae. Gene Ontology annotation, biological process: G protein-coupled receptor signaling pathway. Gene Ontology annotation, molecular function: G protein-coupled receptor activity.